AUGUCAGGACUGAGGCCCGUGGUGCUGAGCGGCCCCUCCGGAGCAGGGAAGAGCACUCUAAUGAAGAGGCUGAUGAAGGAGCAUGAAGACGUCUUUGGAUUCAGCGUGUCACACACAACAAGAAACCCUCGACCAGGAGAGGAAGAUGGCAAAGACUACCACUUCACAACAAGAGAGGCCAUGGAGGAGGGCAUCAGCAAGGGCGAAUUCAUUGAGAAUGCAGAGUUUUCCGGCAACAUGUAUGGAACAAGUAAAGCUGCCGUAGAAGACGUGCUGGCCAAGAACCUAAUCUGCAUCCUCGAUGUGGACAUCCAGGGUGUGAAAAGGAUUAAAGAGACUGACCUGAACCCCAUCUACAUCUCCAUCCAGCCUCCUUCCAUGGAGAUCCUGGAAAAACGUCUGAGGGACAGGCAGACAGAAACAGAGGAGAGUUUACAGAAACGUCUGGAGGCAGCACGCAUUGACAUGGAGCUCAGUAAGGAGCCGGGCGUGUUUGAUAUUGUUAUCAUUAAUGAUGACUUAGAGAGGGCCUAUGAGGAGCUGAAAGAUAUCCUCAAUGAGGAAAUCCAAAAAGUUCAGGAGGCCAAAUCAUAAAAAGGAAACAGUAAACUCACCUGAAAUUGAGCAUCUCUGAGGAUAUUACAUAGAGGGUAAAGAAAAACAAACUUUUCUUCAGAUGGGAGUUAGAUGGAAAGGAGGGAUUCUGAGUUGAAUGGUAGAAUGUGUUAGAUUUGGAGCAAUUAAUGGUCAUUAUCUAUGUAAGAAAAUCCUAACCCAUCCUAACCCAAGUUACACAUCAAAGAAAAACAAUAGAAACAACUGCCAAAACCAGUGAAGUGUGGAGUACACACCUGCACCACCAGACAGUACCUGCUGCACGCACCACCACCAAGUUAGAAAUUGUUUGGAAAUUCAUAACACUUUGAUUUUUUUUCUGUUGAAUUCUAAUAUAGUUUAAAUAAACCGACUCAUAAUUAAAUGUAAAAUUUAAAAAUGUACUGACAUGCUGAAUA
Molecule: messenger RNA, 1013 nt
Organism: Seriola aureovittata
Lineage: Eukaryota; Metazoa; Chordata; Actinopteri; Carangiformes; Carangidae
Gene: guk1b
Product: guanylate kinase 1b
Exons: 7
Coding region: 1-594 (197 amino acids)
Biological process (GO): purine nucleotide metabolic process
Cellular component (GO): cytosol
Molecular function (GO): GMP kinase activity
Source: RefSeq, a predicted model, not a curated record